Molecule: messenger RNA, 1242 nt
Organism: Penicillium pulvis
Lineage: Eukaryota; Fungi; Ascomycota; Eurotiomycetes; Eurotiales; Aspergillaceae
Exons: 1
Coding region: 1-1242 (413 amino acids)
Source: RefSeq, a predicted model, not a curated record
AUGGACUCUGAAACACUGUCCACUUACUGGGACGGUACUCGGCUGUCAUCAUCACCUUUCUCGCAACAAGGAUGGUCCCGACUAUCUCCAUCCUAUGGACCGCCAACAAGCGAUGCGGGCCCCUCACACCACGCAGAUUUGCGUCACUAUGAAUCUGCAUUAGACGAGUCAGAUCGAUCAUACCGAUCAACUGCCCUGCAUCAAGCUCACGGGCUACGGCCUCUGUCCCGACGAGACAGGCCUGCCAACCCUGCUGCCUAUAGACAAUCGCCCCCUGUACCAACCCAGCCUGUUCUUGUCAGAGCGUACUCCGGCAAUGCGGAGGGUGCAACUGCAAGAUCGUCGACUAUGUCUCCGCGCCGACUGUUCCCGUUCACGGGUUCAAAGAGUUCGGCUUCCUCCCACUCACCGGGCCCGCCUCUCCCCUCGGACAAGGAUUUCAGUAUCGAAAGUAUACUGCAGGCCAUCGAACCCGAUAUCCGUGGGACCCUUGACUCCAUUGCUGAUAUCUGCGGACGAAGCAAGCUUAGUCUUGCUAAUGAAUAUGGCAGUCACAUCGCCCCUCUUGGUGAGAUCCGAGCACCCCCGAGUGGCCUGGUGCCUGUUGAAGAAGUCAGUAUGAGUGACGAACUACGUGAUGAAGCCGUCGUGAUCUUCGAUGAUGAUCACAACAUCAUGGACGCUGGUCGCGAUACACAUCCUUUCUCAUUCUAUCGCUACGUUGAGAAUCUCCGGCAAGCUGCCUCGGCACUGGAACAAAAUAGAGACCCUGGUUCUGCAGAACCAGCACGGUCAAUCACUGCACGGCCUGAAACAUCAAAUAAUCGCACUGCUGUCAUAUCAGAAGCGGAUGAUAUGAAUUACCCGAAUACUCGAGACUUCAUUUCAAGGCCAAAGCACUCUGGGCGAGACCUACUCGCUAAGAACGCGAUUCUUGAACAUGAGUUUGCGCCACAAGAUAUCGCGACCCACGCCGUCGUUUCCGAGGUACAUUUGGAUGCCCGGGCUGAUGGAAGACACCUAGUAGAGAACAUCGGUGGCUCUGCGAUGACUUCUUCGGCGUCCAUGCACCCUAACCAGUGGCAAGCACCUGACAUUAUAAACUCUUUACUUGGUUGGCUUCGCUGGACGGCACGAAUAGCUGGAACAGAGAAUCAGCCUGCUUUGCAAUCAGCCGAGAGCCGUUUGAGAGCUAUGCUACAACAGUCAGCCGGCGACGGGACUUCUCAAUCGUUGUCUUAG